AUGAAAGCACAAUCGAAAAUCGAGAUCAACAACCUGAUCCAUCAUGAGAGAGUUGCAAAUAAUAACAACAAGAACAAGAUACCACCAACUGUGAUUCGUGUCUCCGACCUUGAGCCCCUGAGAUUAGCGAAGAAGAAGCACUAUGCCUUGCCUGGGGAGAGUAGAAUCGUUGGCAAGAAGAAAGCCAGUAGAUCGAAGACACAAGGACGCCCCUUCAACGAUAGCCUCAACGCACGCUUCCUCUUCUUCAACACGAUAGACGAUCUGAUUGCUGAUGUGAUGAAUUACAAAGUCAGUUACAUCACACAUGUAACGAACAUGGGGUCCUUUAAACAUGAUGGGAUAAUGGUGACGAAUUCACAGCAGCUGAAAGUCAAGAUGCCCCAGUGUCCUUCGUACGAGAUAAAACCCAUUGAAUUCGAAAAAGAUUCAAGGCUGGCCACCGACAGCAUCCACGAUGACCUGUGUGGUUUCUUCAACACAAGAAACAUGAGCUUUGUUAAGAUUAUCCGCAACAACAAGGGCCAGCUCGUCAAAUUCGAGAUAUUGUCACAGGUCAGAAAGGAAGCACUCACGGUCAACUAUAUCAAGAAAUUCAUCACAUACCCACGGUACAAGUCAAAAAUGAAAAUUUACCUCAUGAACGGAUCCUUUGACAGUGACAUCUGGUUCUACAACGACUUCAGAAUGCUUCUUUGGGACCUGGAGAAUGUUGACAUCACUGGGAAGAAGCUGUUGGUGAAUAAUACAGCGUUGAAGAGAUAG
Molecule: messenger RNA, 765 nt
Organism: Williopsis jadinii
Lineage: Eukaryota; Fungi; Ascomycota; Saccharomycetes; Phaffomycetales; Wickerhamomycetaceae
Exons: 1
Coding region: 1-765 (254 amino acids)
Source: RefSeq, a predicted model, not a curated record